This is a messenger RNA of Condylostylus longicornis, 1140 nucleotides long. RefSeq lists its product as uncharacterized. The transcript is spliced from 2 exons. The record is from RefSeq and is a predicted model, not a curated record. The coding region runs from base 97 to 1110 and encodes 337 amino acids. Lineage: Eukaryota; Metazoa; Arthropoda; Insecta; Diptera; Dolichopodidae.
GCUUAUUUAUUUAUUUGCUAAUAUUUUUGCGAUUAUCCAUUAAGAAUUUUAAACUUUAUUAAAAAAUCGAAUGAUAUUAUUAAGUGAAUCCAAAAAAUGAGUGGAAUUUUAGAUUAUGAAAAACAAGGCUUAUUUGAUUUAUUUAAUGGUCAAGAGGACAAAGGAAUAUUAAUACAAUUGGCGAAAUCUUUAACAAAAAAUUAUGUGUCUGCGGAUAAUUUAGAUGAUGCUUUACAAAUUGUAUUUGUACAUGGUGGUAGUUCAACAACAAUACUUAAUAAAAAAAUGCUAACUAAAGAAAUUUUAUUUAAAUAUUUACAUAAAAACUCAGUUCGAGCGUCUAGUGAUUUUACAAAAAGUAGUUUGAUUGAAAAAACUCAAAACUUUUGGAAAGAAAAAUUUUUCGAUAACAAAAAUCAAAAUGAAAGUUCUCUGAGUGAAGUAAAUCCUAAUUCUAGCCAUAUUGAUCAGCAAAAUGUAUUGCAUUCUGCGUCACAACCCCAAAAUGAAUACAUAAUUGAACAAAAUAAUCAAUUAUAUAAAACAGAUUUAAUUCAAAAUGAUUUUCCGAUUCAACAAAACAAUCAACUAUCAACAAAUAAUUCUAUGUCGUAUCCAAUUAAUUUAUUAGCUAAGAAAUUUUCGGAAUGGUUUUUUGUCUCCUACAAUGAUGACACAUUAAAACCACAAGAUUUUUGGAUAGAUUCAUCAUUGCAUUUAAAAAUGGUGCAGGUACAGAGUGGAGAGACUCAAGAACAUCAAUGUACUUCAAGUACAGAAGUUGUAGAAACAUUGCUAGGAAUAAAAAAUCCAGUUAAAUUUUCUUUUAACCCCAAUCUAGCAUAUGAAGGAGUUCAAGGUCGGCUUGAUAUGCAUGGUUUAGUUUUAGUAUUAUGUUGCGGAACUUUGCAUACAACAGAUACAUGUAUGGGUACCUUUGAAUCUCUAUUUGGGCUAAUCAGAGAUCCGAAUUGCGACAAUAAUUGGAAAAUUAAACACUUAAAACUGAUAUUGAAGAGCACAGCGGUUAUAAAUCAAAUACCAUGCUUAGUUAACAGUGACACAUUAAGUGAAGUAUUGAGUUUACCAGAACCAUCAGGCAAUAUCUAGACUCAAUAAAACUUAGAUUCAAUUAAAUUU